AUGGUCUCUACCAAGGAAACAACGAGUUUAGCGACGACCACUUUGGGAAGCACAACGACGACCCCACUUGGGACAACCAGCAGCCUACAAAGUUCGACAACAUUCUCAACAAAGCCAUCUACCCGCUUGACUACGACGAAAUACAUUUCCCCACUUCCUCCUAUCGUAUCCAUCCCACCUACCACCACCACCACCACCACUCUCAGAACUACUGCCACCACUACAACUGCCAGCACUACCACUACUACUACUAGCACUACCACUACUACUACUACUACCAGCACCACUACCGCCAUCACCACGGUAACCACUGCUUUAACCACUGCUGCACCAAAAGCGUUAAAAGCGGUGAGGGAAAAAGCGGAUGAAUCAAACGGAACCGUAACCAUCAUAAUAAUAGCGGCUGUAGUAUUCUUUUUACUGUGCGUAGUCGGUCUGAUUUGGGGGCUGGUAUUGGAGCGGAAGAAAAAGAAGCGUAAACUGCAACUGCUGCGGAAGUUGGAAAUUGAGGAAAAAGAGAGGAGCAGGCGACGAAGAAUGAAAAGAAAAAGAAAAGCUAAGAAGAAAAAAGCCAAAGAGAAAGCAAAGAAAGCAAAGAAGACCGCAGAUCAGAGGCUAAAGAAUGCGCUGGAGCAGUAUCUAGCCGGACAGACUGAAACAUACGAAACACCAGGGGAACCCGAAGUACAAGUCGAGAUACCUAAACCGUUCGUGAAACCGGCACAGAUUCAGUCUGCUUCGUCUUCCAAAUCAAAACCUCGAGAAGCCGCGUCCGAUUCGGAAACGAAGAAAUAUGUGCAGGUUGCGCCCUCUGAGAAAGAUACGGGCCCUCAAGUACAAAGCAGAACUCCUACUGGGGGAUCAGAAAGAAUUUCUGUUCCGACUCCAGCUCCAGAACAAGCAGCUGCUCGUCAUGUAUCGUCACUGCCGGGAUCUGAGAACACUGAAAGCCCCGCAAAAGUCAAGGACGACACCUAUGAGCAAGUGGACAUCAAUGCCGUUGUUCUGGAACCAGCUCCAGAACCUCCAAAAUAG
Cylicocyclus nassatus is the source of this 1035-nucleotide messenger RNA. The record is from the annotation of a GenBank genome assembly. NCBI's taxonomy places the organism in Eukaryota, Metazoa, Nematoda, Chromadorea, Rhabditida, Strongylidae.